Molecule: messenger RNA, 771 nt
Organism: Nerophis lumbriciformis (worm pipefish)
Lineage: Eukaryota; Metazoa; Chordata; Actinopteri; Syngnathiformes; Syngnathidae
Source: RefSeq, a predicted model, not a curated record
AUGGCAGUGCGAGAGGAAUGCGUUUACCAGGCAAAACUCGCAGAGCAGGCCGAGCGAUAUGACGAGAUGGUGUUGUAUAUGAAGAAUGUAGCCGGCAUGGAUGUGGAGCUCACAGUAGAGGAGAGGAACCUACUAUCAGUGGCUUACAAGAAUGUGAUUGGUGCCAGGAGAGCUUCCUGGAGGAUAAUCAGUAGCAUUGAACAGAGGGAUGAGAGCAAGGGUGAAGAAGAAAAACUGAAGAUGGUCCGGGAUUACAGAAAAACGGUUGAAGAAGAACUUAAAUCAAUCUGUGGUGACAUUUUGGAGGCAUUGGACAAGCACCUUGUCCCAUCUGCGGUCGCUGGAGAGUCGAAAGUCUUCUACAACAAAAUGAAAGGUGACUACCACAGGUACCUGGCAGAGUUUGCCACAGGCAACGGCAGAAAGGAAGCAGCUGAGAAGAGCCUGGUGGCCUACAAAAAUGCUACUGAUCUUGCUACGGCAGAGCUGCCACCCACGCACCCCAUUCGCCUUGGUCUCGCGCUCAACUUCUCCGUCUUCUAUUAUGAGAUCCUCAAUUCGCCUGAUCGUGCUUGCAGGUUGGCGAAGGCUGCAUUUGAUGACGCGAUCGCAGAAUUGGACUCGCUGAGUGAAGAUAGCUACAAGGACUCCACACUUAUUAUGCAGUUGUUACGUGACAACCUGACACUAUGGACUUCAGAUAUGCAGGGAGAAGGAGAGGAACAGAACAAAGAAGCGCUGCAAGAUGUGGAGGAUGAAGCACAGACUUAA